Molecule: messenger RNA, 3298 nt
Organism: Linum tenue
Lineage: Eukaryota; Viridiplantae; Streptophyta; Magnoliopsida; Malpighiales; Linaceae
Source: the annotation of a GenBank genome assembly
ACCUCCAAAAAUUUCGCGCCUCUGAAAUUUCUACUUUUCUUCCGCAUCCUAGCUCAAUUGCUUUCACGAUUUCAAGCUCCCUUUCUGUAGCGUUUCUUCCUCGAUUUUGCUAGUUCUCUCAGGAGUAAAAUUCCUUUCCGACAACGGACGUUUGAAUUCAUCCAUUCUAUCACCACCGCUCCUCCCAGCUCGGUUUUCGUUGGCGGAUUUCCGCCCCUAGGGUUUGGAACUCGGCUUUGAAUUCCCUAGGUUCUCGCGAUCAUUUUAAGGGUUUCUAAGUUUCCUGGGUUCGGAAUUUGCAUUGUACGUGAUUAAGUGUCGCCAUUGUGUCCACGAAUCUUGGUGCUCUCAUGCGAAAUUAGGGAUUCGUUUUCCUUGGAAUGAUAAUAAAAAGACGAUGAAAGUUGAGGUGCCAAGUCUCAGGCGGUGUAAGUUGGAAGAAGCUUUCAGCGAUCAUGACGACGGCAACGAAGAAGAGGAUGAGUACGCAUAUUCCUUCAUCCCCAAGAUGCGGAAGAUCGACGGGUACGGUUCCAACGGGAGGAUGAGCGUCUACGGCGAUGUUGAUGACUUCGGCAGUUGUGCUACAGGCUCCGGGUCGCAUGUAGCUACUGAAAUAUUCUCCAAUUUGAGGUCAUUGAAGAAUCAGAAGCUCAAAAGGUCUCGGUCUCCGCCAUUCACAUCCUCCCGAGGAAGAAUCCACACGCUUCCUUCGAGGUUCAAUGACUCCGUCGUUGAUUUGUUGAAGAAUCGGGGCUCUAGAUUCAACGACUCUGAUUCCAGCUUUGAGAAUGAUGUUUCCGUUGACGUGGCUACGCAUAGCGUUCUUGGGGAUAGAUGUAGGAUGAGAUAUGUAAAAUUUGAGAACGAUCAUUCUUCCGGAUUCACGGAACGGAAUAGUGGAAUUAGUGCUGUACGGUUUAGCAAUCGCAAGUUUUCCAAGUAUGAGCGGCAACAUUUGAGUUUAAAUCGUUCCACGCUGGAGACUGUGGACUCUGAUCCGAGUUUGGAACGCAAGGGUUCCCUGGAGUUGACGAAAGGAACAUCUAAUCUUAGGAAGGACGUUUACAGGCCAGAGGACUUCGCUCUUGGAGAUAUAGUUUGGGCCAGGUGCGGGAAGAGAUACCCUUGGUGGCCAGCUGUGGUAAUCGAUCCUAUAUUGCUAGCUCCUAAAGCUGUUCUUAGCUGUUACGUCCCUGGCGCUUUAUGUGUUAUGUUUUAUGGGUACUCCAAAAAUGGAACGCAAAGGGAUUAUGCAUGGCUUAAACAAGGGAUGAUCUUCCCCUUUGCAGAAUUUACCCACAGAUUUCAGGGGCAGACUCAAAUGUUCAAGUGCAAGAUGAGUGACUUUCAGAUGGCAUUAGAGGAGGCGAUCUUAGCUGAAACUGGUUUCCUGGAUGCAGACAGUACAUCAAAAGCACCUUUCACAGAAGCUCACCUGAUAGAAUUCCAGCAUGCCAGUACUUUCAGUCGAGAUCAAUAUCGUUCCUACCAGGGUGCGUGUUACAAGGAGAUGAAAUGCUGUGGUGGCUGCAGUCUGAUGCUGCCCUGCAAAGUUGUGAAGAGCCGGAAGGACUCAGUGUAUAUGACCGAGCUACUGUGUAAAACAUUGUGCCAAGUUAAGGAAGUCCAACCAGUAUUGUGGGAUAUGCAAGAAGAUCUGGCACCAUUUAGAUGGCGGAAACUGGGACCUGGAAACAAUCAAUAUUAUUGCCCUGAUUGCAAAGUGAAGUUCAAAGUUCCGCCACUGGAUUCCAAUAGAAGGAUGCUUCCUGUCAAGUCUAUUCUAAGCACUGAAGAAGCAAUGGCACCUGAGAAAGUGAUUGUUGUGUGCAACGGGAUGGAGGGUACAUAUCUCCGGAAACUUCAUUCAAUUCUUUGCAGCUGCGGGUCUUGUGGAUCUCGGAAGCAAACUCCCAGUGAAUGGGAAAAGCACACGGGAUGCAGAGCUAAGAAAUGGAAGUGUAGUGUCAAAGUGAAGGAUACAAUGUUGCCACUGGAAAAAUGGAUUGAUGAGUAUAGUGCACUUGACUCGGAUCCUCUGGAAUUAGAUAAACAGAAGCUAUUAACUCUUUUGCAAGAAAAAUACGUGCCUGUUUAUGCAAAGUGGACAUCAGAAAGAUGUGCUGUUUGUAGAUGGGUUGAAGAUUGGGAAGAUAACAAGAUAAUAAUAUGCAACAGAUGUCAAAUUGCUGUCCACCAAGAGUGCUAUGGAGCAAGGAAUAUUCAGGAUUUCACUACUUGGGUGUGUAGAGCAUGUGAAACGCCCGAUGUGGAAAGGCAAUGUUGUCUCUGUCCAGUAAAAGGCAAGUCAUUUGUGUUCAUUGCACUGUGGGGUGCUUUAAAGCCAACUGAUGUUAAUAAUCUCUGGGUGCAUAUCACAUGUGCUUGGUUUCGACCUCAAGUUGGUUUCUUGAAUCACGAGAAUAUGGAACCGGCCACUGGACUUUUCAAGAUCCCUUCAGCUACCUUUCUGAAAGUGCACUGUCUGGUGAAGAAUGGGAAAGAAGAAACCAAGAAGUUAAUAUACUGUGCUGUUCACAGGACCCCAAACCCCGAUUCUGUUGUAGCUGUUCGUACUCCUGCAGGGAUUUUUGCUGCCAAAAGCUUGCUUCAACAAAAUCAGAACGAGUUCUUCCAGGGCUCAAGACUUGUGUCACCUAGGAGAACUGACGUUGCAACCUUCAGGACUGAUGAAUUUGAGUCUCUUUCCUCUGCGAAAUGUCGUGUUUUAAAAAAAUCAAAUGAUAAGAGGUCUGCAGCAGCGCCAAUGUUCCAACGUCCAAUGGGGCCACGACAUCAUUCUUUAGAUGCAAUAAGCAGCUUCAGGACCCCUAUGGACAAGGAUAAUUCUAGGAUAUUUGAGUCAUUUAAAGAAAGACUUUGUCAUUUACAGAAAACUGAAAAGUAUCGGAUUUGUUUCGGCAAAUCUGGCAUACAUGGCUGGGGCCUCUUUGCUCGGAUAAAUAUUCGUGAGGGUGAAAUGGUUGUUGAAUAUCGGGGUGAGCUGGUUAGGCAGAUUGUUGCUGACCUCCGAGAGGCUAGGUACCAGUCACAAGGAAAAGAUUGCUAUCUGUUCAAGAUCAGCGAGGACAUGGUGAUCGAUGCCACAAAUAAAGGAAACAUAGCACGCCUAAUCAACCAUUCGGGUUCCUACCUUCUUUCUAAUCGGCUGCGCUGGAGAAGAGGUUGCUGCCCGCCGCCGCCGAUCCAAGGGUUCCCUCCGACAGCAGCCCUCACCGUGCCCCUAGUCGCGUCCGUGGCGGCGCCUCCACCCCCUUUUUCUCAAUCGAAUUAG